Bactrocera latifrons is the source of this 865-nucleotide messenger RNA. RefSeq names its product mpv17-like protein 2. The transcript is spliced from 4 exons. Gene Ontology annotation, cellular component: cytoplasm; membrane. The record is from RefSeq and is a predicted model, not a curated record. Bases 215 to 790 code for a protein of 191 amino acids. NCBI's taxonomy places the organism in Eukaryota, Metazoa, Arthropoda, Insecta, Diptera, Tephritidae.
UGCAGUGCCUGAACGUGCAUUUCGGGGCUGUGUACUCAUCAAAAUAAGCCAAAAAUAUUUUGUGAAAAAGUGUAAAAAUCAAAUAGAAUAAACAUCAGUUUGAAUGUGAAAUGAACUUGUUGCCUUUUACGCGAGUAAAAAGUGAUUGCUGACCUAAUUGUAUUCCAGAAGCCCAGUGCCACGGUAAUAGCCGUUCAAAUUCGAAUCCAAGAAAAUGUUUCGGAAGUUCUUAGAAUUCACAAACCGAUACAAAAUUGUACGCGGCAUGCUCUCUUAUGGAACGCUAUGGCCUUGCGGUUGUCUUAUCGAACAAACCAUAAUCGAAAAACGGUCAUUCCGAAAUUACGACUGGAUGAAAUGUCUCAAGUUCAGUUUAUUCGGUGGCCUUUUCAUGGGACCCACAAUUUAUAUGUGGAUACGGCURGCCGGCGUCAUGUGGCCUCGCACAGACAUUAAGUCAUCACUUUGCAAAGCCAUUACUGAGCAGGCGGCCUAUGAUCCGUUUGCGAUAAGCACGUUUCUCUUUGUUAUGAGCCUUCUGGAUGGCCGCACGUACGAACAAGCCAAGCAGGAGGUGAGUGACAAAUUCUUCGAGGCCUAUCGUGUGGGCGUAAUUUAUUGGCCCUGUGUGCAAACAGUGAACUUUGCCUUUAUACCGCCUCGCAAUCAGGUUGUCUUCACGUCUUUCUUUAGCAUGUGCUGGACGACGUUUCUGACAUAUAUUAAGUAUUUGCAAGGACAAGCCAUAGAAUUUGAGCACCCGGAUAUUCACAUUCACUUCACACAUUAGCUUAGCAAAAWAGUGGAAAUUUUAGCUGUUAGCUUACAAUAAAAUAAAGUUGAAAUAUUUAUUCUCCUGCUUGGA